Molecule: messenger RNA, 1504 nt
Organism: Phalaenopsis equestris
Lineage: Eukaryota; Viridiplantae; Streptophyta; Magnoliopsida; Asparagales; Orchidaceae
Exons: 6
Coding region: 125-1258 (377 amino acids)
Biological process (GO): endoplasmic reticulum tubular network organization
Cellular component (GO): endoplasmic reticulum tubular network
Source: RefSeq, a predicted model, not a curated record
UUGUUUAACUUCACAGUCUCCAUUUCAUUUCCACAGAUCGAAACCCUCGUCGAAGCGUUCUGCUACAUCUGCCCUCGCUCAUCGGCCCCUUCGAGAUCAAGAUCCGCGAUCCAGCAGGCUGGUAAUGGAGGAGCCGGGAGGGGAUGCGCCGACGGAGGAGGGGGAGAACACGAAGGUGUCGGCGGUGCUUAAGCAAAACCAACGAAGGGGGAUUAUUUCGCGCAUAUGGAGAGGGAUUAUUGGAGUUAAGAACGAAGACUACGAGAAGAAACUGCAGCACUUGUCCAAGGAGGAGGCGGCAGUCGAUGCUAAGAUGAAGAGGAGAGCUCAGUCGUCGAGAAGGAGGGCUAGAAACCUCAUCAUGCUGUCCGUGACUUUUGAGGUUGUCGCAGUUUCUAUUGCUGUUAUAGCGAUAAAGUCGCUGGAUUUAACUGGUCCUAUGAAGUUUUUUCGAACUUUGCCCGCAAUUCUUCUUCCAGGCUUGUCUUAUGUUGUCUACUCUUUGCUUGAAAGCUUGACAAGGAUGUUGGAUCGCAAAGACCAGAAGACCCUGGAAAGGCUUCGUGCUGAACGAAAAGCAAAACUUGAUGAGCUCAAGGAAAAGACAAACUAUUACACUACGCAGCAACUUAUACAGAGGUAUGACCUUGAUCAGGCUGCAAAGAUUGCCGCGGCAAGUGUUCUGGCAUCUAGGCUUGGAACAGAGUCUGGUCUGAACUUCCACAUUGGAGAUGAACCCGCCAAAACCACAGAAACCAUCAAAAGCAGUGGUAUUGUGCGGGCGCAAUCUGGCCCUGACUUGCAAAGGAAACAGCCUUCAGCAAGCAAGGGCACAACUCAGCUCCCUGAAAUCCCCAAAGAAGUUGGAUCCAGCCCCCAGGGCCAUGUCGCUGCUGCUCAUGAUCAGGUGGUUGUUGAACACUUUAGAGGCUCGAGCGGCACUGAUGGAGGGUGGGUAGCUCGCAUAGCUGCACUGCUUGUCGGGGAGGAUCCAUCGCAGUGCUAUGCUCUCAUAUGCGGCAACUGUCAUAAACAUAAUGGACUGUCCAGGAAGGAGGAUUUUCCGCACAUAACUUACUAUUGUCCUCACUGCCAUGCUCUGAACACAUCGAUGAAAAUAGACAAUCAGAAUUUGCCAUUAACUGGCAGCAAUACAGGCUCUGUAACCAGUGCUGAAACCAAGAACAGCCUGCCUGAAAAAAUUCAUGAACUGCCUGAAUCUGCCGCAGAUCAAGUAAAAUGUAUUGGAAAUUCCUGAAGCUUUGGAGUGUGAUGAUUGAUACAGUUUGAAAGAAGAAGGAUAUUGUUGUUGUUAUCUAUGUCUGGGUAUUUUAAGAUAUACUCUACUUUAGAUUUGAUAAUUGCUGUAACAUGGGGAAAGAAGGAGAUUCAACACAGCGGUCUUGAAGGUUUCAACUUCUGCAGUUGCCUCCUUCAACGAGAUGUGAUUAGUUUUUUGUUUGCGUGAGUGAUGAUCGAACAAACUUUUCGGAUCUGAUAUAUU